Molecule: messenger RNA, 1200 nt
Organism: Pristis pectinata (smalltooth sawfish)
Lineage: Eukaryota; Metazoa; Chordata; Chondrichthyes; Rhinopristiformes; Pristidae
Gene: fhit
Product: fragile histidine triad diadenosine triphosphatase
Exons: 8
Coding region: 147-599 (150 amino acids)
Biological process (GO): negative regulation of proteasomal ubiquitin-dependent protein catabolic process; purine nucleotide metabolic process; intrinsic apoptotic signaling pathway by p53 class mediator
Cellular component (GO): cytoplasm; nucleus; plasma membrane
Molecular function (GO): ubiquitin protein ligase binding; bis(5'-adenosyl)-triphosphatase activity
Source: RefSeq, a predicted model, not a curated record
ACCAGUUCCAGCAUGCAGCACGGCUGCAUUUCCUCCCUCCCCUGGCUUCACGGUUACUGGUUCUGACAGCGGCGUUGUCGAGCAUUUGAGCAAUUUUGGCCCGUCGAGAGUGAUCUGUAAGGGUUGGAAUUAGUGCAAAACCAAGAAUGGCUACCUUCAGAUUUGGACAACAUGUCAUUAAGUCCUCUGUUAUUUUCCUGCAAACCGAACUGUCUUUCGCACUCGUGAAUAGGAAGCCAGUGGUUCCUGGACAUGUACUGGUGUGUCCAGUCAGAGUAGUAGAACGUUUUCGAGAUCUUCAACCAGAGGAAAUCACAGACCUGUUUCAGACGAGCCAAAAAGUGGCGAAGGUUGUGGAACAACAUUUCAAAGGGACAUCUUUGACCAUCGCCAUUCAGGAUGGUCCUGAAGCUGGACAGACUGUGAAACACGUGCACAUUCAUAUUCUUCCAAGAAAGAAGGGAGACUUUGCAAGAAAUGACAAUAUCUAUGUGGAGCUCCAGAAGCAUGACCAAAAAAUGUCGGAAGACUCGCACCAGUGGAGGACAGAGGAGGAGAUGGCAUCAGAAGCUGCUGACCUCAGGAAGUACUUCAUCUAGUCAGUGACUGCUAUGCCAAGUGCCCAAGGAGUAUGAAGAAUUCAGAAUAUUAGAGCAAUUUUAUCAAAACAGCUGAUAAAUUACUACAUGUCAACCAGUACUUGAACCUUUAAAGAAACCAGAUUUUUGGUAACAAUAGCCAAUGUUAUACUCAUUGCAUCUUCAGAGCAGAACUGUUUUAAUACUGUGGCAAUGUAUUUGUACUCAAUGAAAAUGUUGCAGUUAUUGCAAUCUAACUUAAUUUCUUAGCUAAUCCUGAUUUAGUUGUUUGGACUAGAACCCAGAUUUUGAUUCAAUGGAAACUGUAUCAUUCAAUAUGGAAACGCCCCUGUUGAUAUUCAUGAUGCUAUUAAAGUUUGCUAUAAAUGUGCGGUGAUUUUCAAACGAUUCUGGUUUUAUGAUAACGAUAAUGAGAAAUUUAUAGCAUAUAAAAAAGCUGAUGGUAAUAUGGCUAUAUAUUCUACCCUUGGAUCAUGAUUGUGACUAAGUACACAUGUGUGACAGAGGCAGAUUUUUUAUAUUUAAAGUAGCCAGUGAAAAAAAGCAUUCAGUUAAACAUUACUGCCUCCUUUAAAUUUGGCCCACUUCAAUAAAUGUUGUA